CUGCGGGAGGCGUGCGCGGGGACGUAUCGCGGGGCGCUGGCGACGCGCGACGACGCGGCGGAGAUCAUGGCGGCGGCGGGCGCGCUCGAGCGGCUGACGACGAGCGAGACGAUCGAGUGGGAUGCGCUGGAUGGGAAGUGGCGGUUGGCGUACACGAACGCGGCGGACGUGCUGGGGCUGUUGAUGGCGUCGCAGAGGUUGGGGGUGCCCGAGGUGGGGGAUAUUUUUCAGAGCUUCGGGUGCGCGAACGGGACGAAUACGGGGAUCACGAACGAGAUACGCCUGAGCGUGCCGUUUUUGUUGAGCGAGGCGAAGGUUGGCGCGCCGGGAGGCGUCGGAUUGCGCGUGCAGGCGAGUUUUAAGGAUGUCGGGCGGCGGCGCAUCGCGUUGACGUUUCAAGAGGCGCAGGUGAGCGAGAUUAGUAUUUCGCCGCUCGCCGAGACGUUGUUGGCGCCGGCGAUUUUGCCUCGGUCGUCGCUGAAUCAUCAAGUGCUGAUGUUUAUCAAAGAGCUCGAGCUGAAGUUUCCGCUUCGGGGCGCUCUGACGUCCAUGGGCGGCGGAGAAGCUGGCGCCGCCGUGGGCACGUAUCAUCUCACGUUUUGCGACGAGGACAUGUUGAUCGGACGCGCCGCCGCGGGCGGAAUAUACAUUUUCACGCGCGCUUAA
Molecule: messenger RNA, 666 nt
Organism: Ostreococcus lucimarinus CCE9901
Lineage: Eukaryota; Viridiplantae; Chlorophyta; Mamiellophyceae; Mamiellales; Bathycoccaceae
Exons: 1
Source: RefSeq, a predicted model, not a curated record